GUUGUGCUUUUUUCUUGUGAGUUAUUAUUAGUCAAGUUAUAUUAUCCUGUUAUGGGACAUAUUGCACACAAUUUGAGUCAACAAAGUCAACUGUUUUGUUUAAUACUUUUAUUUCUUUUGCAGCAUGCUGUAGAAAUUGCAGCCUUUUCCGGCUUUCUCUGUGCUCAAGGAGGAGGAAAAAGAGCGUGUGAACAGGUCUAAACAUGGGUUAACCUCACUCAACACUUUCUUUUUCCUUCUCCCUAUUUGCUUGACUUUAGUUGGCAACAAAAGUCUUGUUUCCAUGACACAAACAACACAGCAUUUAAUCACUCAGUUAUUCAAUCAGUUUUUACUCCUGUGAUUGUUUUUAAGCUGAUAUCUUUUGAGUGAGUGUCUAUUGACCUUUUCAGUUCAAACAGUGUGUGUGUGUGUGUAUACAAGUUCACUUUGCUGAAAUGUGUGCUUUAAAUCUAGUAUUUUCUCUCGUUGUCAUAGGCUUUGGUUAAACAAAAACUAAACCUGGCAUUCAUUUCUAGGUGAAUAAUUACUUGCAGCAUAACUGCAACUACAACGAAGUUACAUAAAGUAGAAAUAUUCGAUGACAAAUAGACUGCUUCACUGUUAUUAUUUUCCAGUACUUUAAACGCGCCUAUGUUAUGUUCUUUGCCAGACUGUUUCUUAUACGUAUAUGUUAAAACAACAGAAAAAAGUAAAAGUGUCACGCUACGGCGGUCCUGUUGUCCUAUUGUGUCCGUAUGGGCGCGGUUUAUUGCGCAGGGCAGGGCAAGGUGCGCUUUCUUCAGACUGCACGUUCGGCGGCUGUCGAAUUUCACUUAUCUCCCGCGGAGCCGUCGGGACAUUUAGAAAAAUGUCGAAAGGAAACCCGUUAAAAUCUGUCAUUUCCAUCGGGAAUGUGGACGACACGUCACUUGCGAUGCCGUCGGUUAACCAGAACCGAAGCGCACAGCAACGUGUCCUGGAGCAAGUUCAAAGUAUGAAGCGGACAAAGUCGAAGUCCAGCACCAGCAGCAGGAGUGGAUCUACUUCUUUGUCUCCAACAAGCCCUUCGUAUGACUCUGUGUUUGAAGAAAUUCCGAAAUCACCGCAGAGCACAAAUGGAAUUAUGCUUCUCAAGAAUGGCUACUCUAGAAGUCUCAGCUAUGAGAAAAACAAUACCCAGCAAAAAGCCAACAUCUCCCAGGGAUCCAGUGCGAACAGAUACACAGUAUCUUCUGCCUAUCAAUAUAAGAGUCACUAUGCCCCAGUUGGGCCUAUGGGAGCCGGUCAGAGCAACAGCAGCCGCAGCGAGCCCAAUCUGGUAUUACAUCAGCGCACUGUACCAUCGCGUUCGGGCCCAUCAAAAAGAAUCCAAACCAUGAAGACUGGUGACAGCAGGUCACAAAGAGCCACCAGCCAGUUUAUAACGAGGACCACGGUACCCCCACCACAGUAUGCUGCAAAUGGUCAGACUAAAGCAAACAAUCAGUUCAUAUACAGCCGAAUAGACACAGUUAAAGCCCCAAAGCUGAUCGUUACCGAGCCUUCAUUCAAAAGCAAAAUGGAUUCUGGCUCCAAUGGAAAUGCCAAAAUUGAUAAAGUUGAUAUUACUAUGAAGGAGGCUGUGGACUAUCUAGCCAGUGAUGAGGAGACGUAUCAGCACUGUGGAGCUUCCUACAUCCAGCACAACACUUUCAUUGACGACAAAGCUAAAGAGGAGGUCUUAAAGCUUAAUGGCAUUCCUCCGUUGGUGAAUCUGCUGCGCAGCCCCAGUUUGCAAGUCACCUCUACAGUCUCAGCUGCUCUUCGUAACUUGUCCUUCAAAAACGAGAAAAACAAAGAGGAGAUACAGCGCUGCGGUGGCAUCACGCAGGCAGCUGCUCUGCUCAAAGAUGCAAACUCUUUAGAGCUACAGAAACAACUGACAGGUCUUCUGUGGAAUCUGUCUUCUGUAGACCAAAACCUCAGCAGUUCUAAGCAAAGCUACAGACAGACAAUGAGAAAAUGUCGGAGUCUGAUCGACUGUUUGGUCGCUUAUAUCAAAGAGUGUGUGCAAACAGGAAAAGAAGAUGAUGAGUCAGCCGAAAACUGUGUGUGCAUCCUGCACAAUCUGACAUUCCAGCUGGAGGCCGAGGCUCCUGAGCUGUUCAUCAGGAUCAAUGCUUUGGGUAAAAACAUAUACAGGAGCAACAGCCAGGACAAUAUCAGUCCCAUCGGUUGUUUCAGCACUCGGAGCAAAUCACUAGAACGUGAGUAUCAUUUUGACUUCCCAGUUAUUGAAGAGUCACAACCUGCUGGGGCAAGCUGGCUGUUUCAUUCCAAAACCCUGGAGAGUUACCUGUUUUUGCUUGGCUCUAGCCAGCGAGAAGAAACACGGGAAGCCUGUUGUGGAAUAUUGCAGAGUCUCACUGCACAGGAAGGCCUCGUCUCCAGGGCAAUUGGUCAAACUAUUGUACAGAAACUGAAUGGGCUUCAGGUUAUCAGUCCCCUCUUGAAUUCAAAAAAAGUCAACCUGCAGAGGAGCACAGUGGAUUUAAUAGCCAACUUGACAAAGAACCCUGUCCUGCACAGUGCCAUCAGUCGUAAAGGGCUUCCAGAGCUGCUGGUUAUCCUCAGCAAUGGCACCACGGGAGGGAAUGAAUCUGAUGAUACUCUUGCCAUGGCCUGCCAGGCUGCCAGCUGCCUGUUUAUGAGGAAUCCCGAGAUGAACAAGAACUUAUUAAACAACAAGCUGAUAAGCUCCCUGAACGAUCUCAGCAAAAACAUAUACUUCCCUAAAUCCAGCAAAGCGUCAGCCCUGUUUCUCUGCAAACUUUGGUCAGACAAAGAUUUACAAAGCUUCCUGAAACGGCAAGGGAUGAGCAAGUCCUUAUUUGUGAAUGACAUCACCAUGGCGGUACAGCGGUCACUUCAGGUUGUUGAUUAACAGCUUAUCAGACCUCUGAAAGUUGUUCAGUGAAGUAACUCACCUGCAAUGUGUCUACACACCCACAGGACAUAAAAUCACAGAAGCAGAGUUGCAACAUUUCCCAUUUCAUCCAUAAACUCCACAUAGUGCAUCCAUGAACAAAUCACUACAUGAUCUUUUAUAUGGUGUAAAUUUCUGUUUCCUUGUUUGAAUAUGGGUGAAAGUCUAGUACAAUAAGAGCGAAAAUGCAGAAAGUGCACACUUUUAUUUGCUUUUCUCAUUUUUAAUGCUGUCAUGUCAUGUUUUUAUAUACAGUUUGUGUCCAAGCCUUCACUUUGGAACCGUGAGCUUGCAUAAAUAUAUAGUGACACAAUGCCUCGGCUUUCAUCUUGCACUAAAAUGUGUGUCAUAGCAUGUAAUGCACAUGUAAAAAAUUUUGACAAUGCAUAACAUAACCAAAUAAAAAUAAAUGAUAUUCUGUUAGCAUGGCUGCUGUAGGACAUUUGAUGUGUAUCUCUAUUUGUAAAUACAACUUUUGCUGUUGGGAUGUCCAUCUAUUUCAUAUGUAUGAUUGCCAUUUUGAAAUUAGCUAGCUGUAUUGAACACAGUACUGGUAAUAAAGCUGAAAUAAAUAUAUUCUUUUGGCUGCAAAGGUAAUCCAAGAAUUUUGAGUAAUUCUGAGUCCUUUUUCACGGUCACUGGUUCAGCAUGAAGAAGUUUCCAAUCUCAUUCAUGUCUUGUCACACCCUUUGACUGCAGUUUGAAAUGCUUCAGGACAGAUUAGCAACUCAUCUCUCACAUUCUGUUUACUCCACCCCUAUGAUUUAUUUUAUUAAUCCAGGCACUGCAGCUGUUGUUGCGCUCACUCUAUUAUAUAACUGUUGACCAGAUUUGAACUUUGGUCGUCCACAUUUCAAACCACAUAAUCCACUGAACAGCCAUGAGGGGAUUUUGGGUCCGUGGGUGUUAUUUAGAUUUAGACUUCUGGCACAGCUGACCUUUUUUUAAAUAAUCACUUCAUUGUACACUGGAGAUUUAUGUGUCUGAAUGUGUUCAUUAAUAAAAAGCUUGUAUUACUGUGA
Haplochromis burtoni (Burton's mouthbrooder) is the source of this 3969-nucleotide messenger RNA. Its product is annotated as plakophilin-1. Gene Ontology annotation, cellular component: nucleus; plasma membrane; cytoplasm. NCBI's taxonomy places the organism in Eukaryota, Metazoa, Chordata, Actinopteri, Cichliformes, Cichlidae. The record is from RefSeq and is a predicted model, not a curated record. Gene Ontology annotation, molecular function: cadherin binding. Gene Ontology annotation, biological process: intermediate filament bundle assembly; cell-cell adhesion; cell-cell junction assembly.